This is a messenger RNA of Knipowitschia caucasica, 1071 nucleotides long. The record is from the annotation of a GenBank genome assembly. NCBI's taxonomy places the organism in Eukaryota, Metazoa, Chordata, Actinopteri, Gobiiformes, Gobiidae.
AUGCAACGAGACCAUGAGUCUGAAGACCCGCCCUCUACAGACCGCUGCGAGCGCUCAUUGGUUGGGAAGGUUGCCUUCACGACUCAAGAACUUAAUCUAAAGCAUCUAAAGAAAGACCAAAGAAGCUGCACCACGCAUCAGGAUGAGUGUUUCACUGCUGCAGGUGUCAUUGCAACUCACAGGAUUACUGCAAGCUCCCCAGAUACAGACUUGCCCACUGUGUCCGGACUUCGGAAAAUGGGGGUGAACCUAACUACUAGUAACAAAGAGACUGUAAGUAAAAGUGAUGUGCUGUUUCUGGCUGUGAAGCCACACAUCAUUCCCUUCGUUUUGGACGAGAUUGGACCAGACAUUGAGGAUCGUCAUCUCAUUGUGUCCUGCGCUGCAGGAGUAACAAUCAGCUCGAUUGAGAAGAAACUACUUCAAUAUCGUCCAACCCCCAAAGUUAUGCGGUGCAUGACCAAUACACCAGUAGUAGUGAGAGAAGGGGCAACAGUGUAUGCCACAGGGACACAUGCAGAGGUUGAAGAUGGAAAAUUAUUGGAGCAGCUGAUGGCAAGUGUUGGCUUUUGCACUGAGGUUGAGGAGGACCUAAUUGAUGCUGUGACUGGUCUAAGUGGAAGUGGACCUGCUUAUGCCUUUACAGCAUUGGAUGCUUUAGCUGAUGGAGGAGUAAAAAUGGGUCUGCCCAGGAGAUUGGCUGUCCGGUUAGGAGCACAGGCCUUACUGGGGGCAGCCAAGAUGCUGCUAGACUCUGAGCAGCAUCCUGGCCAGCUGAAGGACAACGUGUGCUCCCCUGGAGGAGCCACCAUCCACGCUCUGCAUGUCAUGGAGAGCGGCGGCUUCCGUAGCCUCUUGAUUAAUGCAGUGGAAGCUUCAUGCAUCAGAACACGAGAACUGCAGUAUCUUGCAGACCAGGAACGCAUAUCUCCAGCAGCGAUAAAGAAGACCACGCUGGACAAGGUGCUCCAACAGCCUGGAGUCAACGUUAGUGGAGUGGCCAAUAGUAAUGGAAAGUCUGGGCUCAACUUGUUCAACAACCGAAGCUCAGGCGUCAAGAAGAAGAACUGA